GACUAAUGUGCCCCGAAGUUUUGUGGUACUAGUAUCUAUCAUAAUGAAUACAAUUGCAUAGAAUAUGUCACACCUUAAGCACACAACGUCAGGAAAACCAUUGGUAUAUGAAGAUGGUGAAGAUAAGCAGGAUAGCUCUGAUGAAACUAAUCCAUUUUCUUUCAAGGAAUUUUUGAAGAACAAAACAGUUUCUACACCUACUAAAACCGACAAGGAGAACACUAUUAAAUCAAAAUGUGAAAAGAAAACGCCUAAUAGUAGUUUAGCGGGAGAUGAUCCUUUAUUUCCUCAGUAUCUGGGACCAAACUCAAACUUGCAGCAGCCAUUUUUCACUGGACUGCAUGUAGAGUGUUCAGAGCCAUUUUUCGCUGAUCCUACAGUUGAAGACCAUUUAUUAGAGGUUGAUGAGGAAGAAGAGGACUGGAGUGGGAGCUACCAACCAUCUGCUGUGGAAGAUGCCCAUGAGCUUGAUAUCUUCAGUUCUGCAUCAGAUAGCAAUUUUGAACAUUGUUCUUCAAGUUCAGCUGAACAGUCAAAUGCCAAUAGUACAUUUGCAACAUGGCAUAUAAAUACAAGCAGUAACACCACUGAGGGAAGUUCUUAUCCUACUACUGCAUCAAAUAUAAAGACAGAAAGAGAUUGUAAAGUCUAUACAUGUUCAGUUGAAGAUUCAUCUUAUCACAUUUACCAGUCACAUGGUCAAGAUCUUAGAGAAGAAAAUGCUGAUUUAAGAAGAAAAAUUAAAGAGCUGCUAAAACGGGAAGAAGCACAAACUAAAAAAAUAAAAAGCUUGGAAGAAGAAUUGGAAAAACGAAAAAUCACAGAGGAAACAGAAACUCAAGCUUUAGAGUCCAUGGUCCAGCAAGUUGAACAGAAUCUACAGCUUAUGACGAAACGUGCUAUCAAGGCUGAAAAUAAUGUUGCUAAACUGAAAGAAACUAUUGUACAGCUACAGAGUAAGCUUGAAUAUUGCAGAACCGAAAAUGAAGCACUGCGGGCAGGGGAUUCUGAAAAUUUGAGGGCUGCAAAACAGAAUGCACAACUAGCCUCAGAAAACCUCCACAAAGUUGUUAACAGUGCUCAGUCUUCAAUAAGGCAGUUGAUCUCUGGUGCAGAAACACUGCAGGUGGUAUCUGAACAGCUCAAAUCUAUCAGCAGAAUUACUGAAGUUCAGAGUGAGGGCAUUUAAAUGGGAUCAGCAUGAUUAAUGCAUCAUUGCAUCAGGAGACUAGCAGCACUGUUUGUGUUAAAAAAGCAAGCUGGUUUUGCAAAUAGUAAUAAUAACAACAGUGAAUAAAUGUAUAAGCCUAAAUGAAAUAUAUGAAACAGCAUAUAUGUGCUUUAAAAAUCAUUUUUCAUUCCAGAGGACUAUAACCACAGAUCUUAUUAGCUUUUGUGUCUGUUUUUGUAUAUGAUAUUAAAAUAUUUACUUUGCUGCCAUUUACCAGUUGACAGUAUUAAUGUGGCUCAUGGAGCCAGUUAACGAUCUAAUAGAAAUGCAUUGUGAUCUAAAUGGAGUACUGUCCUCAGCCAAAUAAAAAAUGCUUUUAUAAGUUUGCUAAAGGAAAUAUGUUAGUUGAAACUAAUAGAUUUCAGGGAAUUUAACUAUUUUUUAUCAUCCUGCUACUAAUAAAAAAGCUGUGGUUGCAUUUU
Molecule: messenger RNA, 1653 nt
Organism: Protopterus annectens (West African lungfish)
Lineage: Eukaryota; Metazoa; Chordata; Ceratodontiformes; Protopteridae
Gene: ENTR1
Product: endosome associated trafficking regulator 1
Exons: 8
Coding region: 65-1189 (374 amino acids)
Biological process (GO): positive regulation of protein localization to cilium; positive regulation of cilium assembly; regulation of cytokinesis
Cellular component (GO): midbody; recycling endosome; ciliary basal body
Source: RefSeq, a predicted model, not a curated record